Molecule: messenger RNA, 2213 nt
Organism: Lobosporangium transversale
Lineage: Eukaryota; Fungi; Mortierellomycota; Mortierellomycetes; Mortierellales; Mortierellaceae
Product: WD40-repeat-containing domain protein
Exons: 8
Coding region: 70-2205 (711 amino acids)
Biological process (GO): nucleosome assembly; DNA replication-dependent chromatin assembly
Cellular component (GO): nucleus; CAF-1 complex
Molecular function (GO): protein binding
Source: RefSeq, a predicted model, not a curated record
UUUCAUCGUUUUUUCUUUUUCAUUCUGUUGUUCUACACAAUUUGACGACCGAGAGUGUUGACUAAAGCAAUGAGGGUCAAGCCGCUACAAAUCCAUUGGCAUGACAAGCAGCCUAUAUAUUCGGCUCAUUUCGAAUUAGGCCCAAAAGGCAGACUAGCCACAGCAGGAGGUGAUGGAAACGUGCGGCUCUGGCGCGUUGUCAAGGACAAGGAAAAGGAUAGCAUACAUGUUGAGUUUUUAUCAAGUCUGAAUCGUCAUACAGCUGCUGUGAAUGUUGUUCGGUUCUCACCGACAGCCGAAUGCCUUGCAUCUGCAGGAGAUGACGGAAACAUAAUUUUAUGGAGACCAACAGACACUAAAGAUACUGCAAGCAGAUUCGGCGAAUCGGAUGACGAUGAAUACGAGCAUGAAACAUGGCGUGUACAAUCCAUGAUGAGAGGCUCUCUCUCAGAUAUUUAUGAUUUAGCUUGGUCGCCUGAUGGUCGUUACAUUAUCUCGGGAUCAAUUGACAACACUGCUCGGAUAUGGGAUGUCAAGGAUGCCAAAUGCAUCCAUGUCAUUGCGGACCACCAUCACUAUGUGCAAGGAGUUGCUUGGGACCCAUUAGGAGAGUUCGUGGCUACUCAAAGCAGCGAUCGCUCUGUUCAUAUCUAUGCUUUUAAAAUUGAGAAAAAUGGAAAUGUUUCAGUCAACAAUUUAGGAAAGAGUACAAAGUUGGAUCUCGUCAAGCUUCGUUCAAUCCCACAGCCACCGGCUACCACAACAACCGCAUCGCCAGUACCUCGCAAUAAGGACACUGUGAACAAGGUUGAUGCCGCUACAGAUUCAGUUGGCGAGAAGGAUGACACGGCUUCGAGACCUACAAGGUCUAUUCCAAAAACUUUUAAACUUUAUCAUGAUGAGACCUUGACAUCGUUUUUUAGAAGGCUUACAUUCACUCCAGAUGGAUCAAUGCUUUUGACUCCUGCUGGGCUAUACAAAGCCCCGGUUAACAGACCUGCCACCACUAAGGAUGAUGACGCUUCGCCAACGACUCAAGUCCCUGAAUUGGAAACCAAGAAUACUGUUUAUGUAUAUGCGAGGAGAGACCUCAGCAAGGGCCCUGUUGCUCACCUUCCUGGACAAAAAAAACCUUCAGUAGCUAUCAGGUGUAGCCCGGUGCUGUAUGAACUCCGGCAACAGCUUUUGCCUCCAAGCCAAGGGAGUGCUUAUAGCCGACGACCCGCCAAUCUAGUCAACAGUACAACAUCAUCAACACAGGAUAAACAAGGGCUGGCUCUGCCCCCUAGUGUAUUCGGCCUCAGAUAUCGCUCUAUCUAUGCAGUAGCAACGCAAGACACGAUUUUAAUCUACGAUACCCAGCAGACGACCCCUCUUGCUUUCAUUUCGCAUAUUCAUUAUGCAACAUUUACAGACAUGGCGUGGUCUACAGAUGGAUGCGAUUUAAUCUUGACAUCUUCUGAUGGGUUCUGUUCGAUCAUCUCCUUCGAAGAAGGAGAGCUGGGAACCAUAUACACGCCACCCAAGUCCAUGAUGCCCUUCUUAUCAUUAGGUGGAGAUACUCCAUUGACUUUGAAUGAUAUUAACGACACCGCUGCUACCAUUGCAGCCUCUGCUGGAAUGUUACAAAAAUUAAAUGGUUUAUCGCUUGCUGAGCAUAGGGAGCAGAUGGAUCAAAAAGACCAAAAGGACCAGAAGGAACAAAAGGAUCAAAAAGAUCAACAGAAGGCAAAGGCAAAGCAAGAGAAGGUGUUGAACUCAGGAAAGAGAGCAUCUGUGAAGCAGAUGUUUUCAAAGUCACGGAGCGCAACCAGCUCACAGUCAUCGGCUGCACCAUCAAAUCCUCCAACCUUGUCAACAACAGCUGCGACUACCACUACCACACCAUCUACAUCAUGUUCAUUAUCAUCGAUAGCAUCACCACCAAAUUUAGUAGCCAAGACGGCCACCAAGACCGAAAGAGAUGGUGAUUUAAUCAUGACACCUGCCAACGAGCAGCCAGCACCAAAGAAGAGAAGAAUUCAACCCACGUUUAUAAGUCCGCUUCCUGGAUCGGUACCCCCAGCAACAGUAGCCCAGGCUUCCACAACUAUUCCAUUUGAUAGCGCCAACGCCAGCAUCAGCAAUAGCACUAAUAGCAAUGGAAUGGACAAGCCCAAAAAGAGAAUACAACCCAUCUUUGUGAGCGCAUUACCUGGUCACUGAAAGCUUAA